Pygocentrus nattereri (red-bellied piranha) is the source of this 2381-nucleotide messenger RNA. RefSeq names its product secernin 3 (gene scrn3). Gene Ontology annotation, biological process: proteolysis. The coding region runs from base 141 to 1397 and encodes 418 amino acids. Gene Ontology annotation, molecular function: cysteine-type exopeptidase activity; dipeptidase activity. The record is from RefSeq and is a predicted model, not a curated record. Lineage: Eukaryota; Metazoa; Chordata; Actinopteri; Characiformes; Serrasalmidae. The transcript is spliced from 8 exons.
UCGACCUCAGCAUCCGCUGACUCCGUUCUGUCAUUUUACAUGGCCUGUUUGUAGCAGCAGUUUGCAGGCCAUGGUGUUUGGUUUUAUACACCUGUGACCAUAGAAGUGAUUGGAACACCUGAAUUCAAUGACUGGAUGGGAUGAAGCCAUCGUCCUGUGACACGUUCGUGGCUUUACCUCCGUCUACCGAGGGCCAGCGCAUCAUCUUCGGGAAGAACUCGGACAGACCUUGCGAUGAAGUCCAAGAGGUGGUCUACUUCCCCGCCAAGGACUACAGUCCAGGCGAAAAAGUAGAGUGCACGUACAUAGAGAUAGAGCAGACAGCCCAUACCUAUGCUGUAGUGUUGAGUAGACCAGCUUGGCUCUGGGGAGCCGAAAUGGGGGCAAAUGAACACCAGGUCUGCAUCGGAAAUGAGGCUGUGUGGGGGAGAGAAAGUGCUGACCACGAGGAGGCUCUGCUGGGAAUGGACAUAGUCAGACUGGGUCUGGAGAGAGCAGACACUGCAGAGAAGGCUGUGGAUGUGAUCGUGGAGCUGUUGGAGAAAUAUGGGCAGGGAGGCAAUUGCAUGGAAGAUGAGUGCACGUUUACCUACCAUAACAGCUUUCUCAUAUGUGACCGCACUGAAGCCUGGGUGGUAGAAACCUCUGGAAAAUACUGGGCAGCAGAAAGAGUUGAGAAUGGAUAUCGGAACAUUUCCAACCAGUAUUCCAUCACCACCAAGAUUGAUAAGGAGCACCCAAGGAUGCGUCAGUAUGCACAGGAGCAGGGCUGGUGGGAUGGAAAAGUGGAGUUCAGUUUUGCCGAGGUUUAUUCCUUUCUGACCAAAGGCCGUAUAGAGGCCUCUGGCAGCCGUUACUGCGAAGGCCGCAGGCUACUGGAAAAAAGCAAAGGUCAUAUCACAGCUGAGACCAUGAUGGACAUACUAAGAGAUAAAGAGAGUGGCAUUAAUAUGGAGGGCAUGUUCAUGACAACAGGAAGUAUGGUGUCUGUGAUCCCUAAGGAUCACUUAUUCCCUGGGGUCCACUUCUUCACUGCAACACCUGACCCAGAAAGAUCUGUUUUUAAGCCAUUUAUCUUUGUGGCUGACAUAAAGCAGCUGAAGCACACAUGUUCUCCAUGUUUUGGGGAGGAUGACCCAGUAAAGAAGAAACCACGCUUUCAGAGUAAACCUAACCGUAAACACUCUCUAUUCAUAAAGCAUGAGGUGGUGGCUGCCAUAAUAGACAGCACAAGGGAGAAAGGCCAGAGGAUCGUCCAGAAAAUGAGAGAGCUGGAGAAGCAGAAAGUGGCAGAAAUGGAGCAGUACCUGACAAGAGGCGUGGAAGAUUCAACACUGCUGGUCCAUCUGUUCUCAAAUACUGUUGAGGAAGAGAUCAGCACUUACAACAAAGCCUGAGCCAGACUGAUGAACUCUUUGAAUCAAAGUGGUUAUUAAAAAAUUACGAAUUUAUAACUAUUUCAUGAUUAUAAAUCAUCAGUAUGCCAGCUUAACUUGGCAGCCAAAAUUUGCACAUUGUAAAUCGAAUCAUUUAUGUACAUUAUCUUUGAAAAUAUGUACAGAUACAAUAGCACACUAAGCCGGGUAUAAAAAAAAAAAUUACCUUUCAUAGGAAGACUUCAUGUCAGUCCUUAAUAUCAGCAAGAAUGGAUCAUCAACAGUUAUCACAUAUGCUAUUUUUUUUGUAUAUAAGGAAAUUGUUAAGCAGCCCCCUAUACUUAAUACAUAAAUAAAAUAAUGUACAUUAACACAAAAACUUGGAGAAAUAGUUUAUUAAUGAAAAUAUCAAAUGUGUGGCAAAUGUAAUGUCAAAAUGGCAUGAACUGUACUACUCUGAUAAAAUAAGUAACACAAAUAGUCUCUCUGCAACUAAACAAGUUUUAUACAAUAAGUUGGAAUUACACAGUGUUAGUGUCAUACCGCCUGAGUUAAUCAAGUGACAGAACACACUUCCUCUCUCAGCUUUGGCUUUGAGAAGGUGAAACAAUAUUGACCAUUAAAACCUCAAUAAUUCAUUUUCUUAUGGCUCCAUCCUACAGUGUAGCAGAGGUGUAAGAGAAAUAUUGGGGAAAAGUUUUGAAAUUGGAGUCAUAAGUUAUAAUGUUUAUGUUAAAGCAGUAGGCAUGGAGUUCUGGAUAAAGUAAAGUAGAGAAUAUCUAGUUUUACUUGCCUUUCAAUAUAAGCAUAUUUUGUUUGUUUCUGGUUUUAAAAGCACUUCAUGUUUAAUGUUUCAUGCUAGCUAGUCUGGCUAUACUAAACACUGAUACAGUUAAAGAAAAUUGUAUCCGUGCUCCGGAACCCUGAGGGAGAAGCGGCUUAGAGUGUGAGUGUGAGUGUGAGUGUGAGUGUGAGUUGCAAAUAAAGGAACCUUUCACAAUGUGA